AUGCACCCAGACGAGCCUGUCAAUAUUAUCCGGUUUGCGACCGCAUUGAAAGUUCUAUGCGGGAGCUCGAUUGAAGUUGCGCUUCUCCCUCGGGCGGAGGGGCUACUUCGAGAGUACCUCUUAACGUUUCGAAAGAUAUACGGUGUCGAGGCCAUGAAGCCAAACUUCCAUUGGUCUACGCACAUUUGUGAACAGGUCCUUGACUACGGGCCGGUUUACAACUUCUGGGCCUUUCUUUCAGAGCGGCUCAACAAGAUCCUCAAGUCGCAAUCAGUAAACAACUGGAUAGGAGGACAAGUGGAGAUCACCAUGAUGCGGACAUUUGCACGAUCCUCACGACUCAAUGCAACGAUGACUGCAAUAGCCAGACGCACCGACAAUGAUAUCGUCAAGAAGGUGUUGGACCUCAUGAUCACCCAGGAUUCAGAGGGAACUGGAACUCUAGGUGACGCACUUGUCUCUGAUGAGCUCUCCUCUGGCACUCGCGUUCAACUUGGAACGCCGGUCGUGGUAGAGAGCAUUCGCCGACGACCCACGCUCAGUGACGCUGCAAUGGCGUACAUGCGUGAUUUCUACAACACAGCUGCACAGGCGACAAACACUAACAUUACUUUUGCUGUAUCACGUCAGGUCAACGCAGCGCCCGGUGCCAUCACUCUCAACCGUUUCUGCACUCUGUAUCACUACGCCUUCCUCGACGGACGUCGAGUCAUUCCUACAUCAGAAGCUCGACGACAAUCGGCUGACUCUGCUCUGGUGAAGGUCAAUUGUCCGGGGGCGGGUGCAAUAUAUGGCGAAGUUAUAUCUAUCUUCAGUCACACGCAGGAAGGGAUACCUUCCUCAAGACGUUUAUUUGCAGAGUUUUGGUGGUUGAAAGAGCUGGAGUUAUCCCCUGUGAACGAUGACCCAUGGCAUGAAUUUCCCGAACUCGAUGUUAGGUGCUUCGAACUGAAUGCGUACCAUCCCUCCACCGCACUACCACCAGUGCUUCCAUUUGAUUCAAUUAUCUGCGCCAUUGCACGCGGAGUCGUUGAAACCACUGAUCCACCCAUGUGGAUCACGACGUCGUUGGAUCGAACUCGGUCGUCCACCUUGACGUGCGCGCUCCUCCCCGACGCGUCUUCAUCCACAGCAAGGCACCUCUGUGCAAGCUUGUUGUCGGCGAGUGCACCCAUGGUCAUGUACAUGCGACGCCCCUCUGGGCUGGAUGUCAGCCGCAAUGGGCGCCCGCUGUUGUUAAGCAAUGGCCCGCGUGGACUGAACGUGCUGCUCAUGUACAGCGAUGCGGAUCCCGAGGUGUUGGCAUCACCGUCUCUGCUACCUGCACCUCAGGAUGGGUACGAGGGUGACGCAUCAUUGUCGUCAUCUGCACCAGUGCACCCCUGCGCCUGCUCGUUGUCGACAAGUGCCCCCACGGUUGUGUACCUGCGCCGCCCGUCUGGGAUGGACGUUGCUCGCGACGGGUGUACGCUGUCGUUUGGGAAAGGGCCGUUCGGGCCAAACUUGGAAGUCAGGUAUCGUGAUGUCAAUCCGGAGGCGUUGUCGUCUCCGCCGCUGCCGCUGCCGUUUCAGUUUUGA
Molecule: messenger RNA, 1578 nt
Organism: Coniophora puteana RWD-64-598 SS2
Lineage: Eukaryota; Fungi; Basidiomycota; Agaricomycetes; Boletales; Coniophoraceae
Exons: 6
Coding region: 1-1578 (525 amino acids)
Source: RefSeq, a predicted model, not a curated record